AUGAAGUUUUGCUUUCAAUGGAGAAUCCCUCAAACGAAAAUUAGAAGAUAUUCUGAUCCUUCUUCUAAGGAAUAUACGUUAUUUGUUAAAAAUUGGGUUAUGAAAACUUUUGAUAGAACAGGAAAGAUUUAUGGCUCUUGA
Funneliformis caledonium is the source of this 141-nucleotide messenger RNA. NCBI's taxonomy places the organism in Eukaryota, Fungi, Glomeromycota, Glomeromycetes, Glomerales, Glomeraceae. The record is from the annotation of a GenBank genome assembly.